Macrosiphum euphorbiae (potato aphid) is the source of this 897-nucleotide messenger RNA. Lineage: Eukaryota; Metazoa; Arthropoda; Insecta; Hemiptera; Aphididae. The record is from the annotation of a GenBank genome assembly.
AUGUAUAGAAGAAGAGACUAUUUAUCGGGUAGUGUAAGCUUUCCUAAUGGAAAUGCACAGCUACGUACUGAUGAAUCUUUUAAUUUAUAUUUAAAUGAAGAACACCAUAUUGGAGUAUCCCCAUUAUUAGGAAUAUCGGGUCUGGGACUAGUUUCAUCAAUCCCUUUAGAUUAUAUGCAUUUAUGUUGUCUGGGAAUCAUGAAAAAAAUGUUACAUCUUUUAAUUAGAGGUAGUACUGUUCCAAAUGCUUGUGGCUCGGUUCGGGUAUCAAAAUCACAAAUUGAACGAAUAUACAAUCGAAUGAAAAUUAUAACAAAAUGUUUAAGUUCUGAUUUUUCUCGGAUUCCUAUAAAUGAUUAUAAAACCUUUAAAGCUACAGAAUUCCGUCAAAUAAUGAUGUACACUGGACCUUAUAUUUUCAAGAACAUAGUUAGUCAACCAGUUUAUAAUAAUUUUGUGAUAUUUAAUAUUUUGAUGCGGCUCUUGAGUUGCCAUACAACUGUGUAUAGUCAAAAUGAUUAUGCAAAAAGUCUUGCAAAAUAUUUUUUAAAAACAUUUUGUGAUGUUUAUGGUAAAGGGAACGCCUCGUAUAAUGUACAAUCAAUAAUUCAUUUGGUUAAAGAUGCAAAAAAAUAUGGAGUUGUUGACAAUUUUUCAUCAUUUCCAUAUGAAAAUUACCUACAACAUAUUAAAAAAAUUGUUCAACCUGGUCGAGCUCCUUUAGUGCAAUUAUAUAAUAGAAUUGUAGAAGAACGUGAAUGUAAUAUUACUCGUGGAUUAUAUAUCAAUUUUCCUGUCUUAUAUGGAUGUCAUUCUAAAGGACCAUUACAAAGUAGUAUAUUGAAUAAAUCAAUAUUACAAUAUUCAACUUUAAUUAUGAAAUUGUUUACCAUUUGA